GAACGUAUAACUUUACACGUCGUGUUUUUAUUUUUAGUUUUCCUAAUUUUUAAUUAAAUUUUCUGCAAUUUUUCCAUAAUUAUUUUAUACAAUUAUUACAUUUAAUUCUUUUAUUAUGAAAUCAGUUCUUAAUUUCUAUAGUUUGCAUAAUAUUUUUUAAGAAAUAAACAAAAGACGCCUACACUUCCCAAAAAACAGUAUGCUGUAAUUUAGUUUUUUUUUGGGAGUUCAAACUAUAAAUAAAAUAUUUGCAUUUUUUUCUGCAAAAUUUCUGGGAUUGUAUAUUAUUUUACAAGUGAUUAGUAUUAUAAUGGACGUCAAAACUGCAACAGAGGCGAGUAAAAUGUUAGAGGCUGCUCUACAACAAAUGGAUGGUAUUAUUUCUAGUGCUUCUGUAAAUAGCCUGAAUAAGCAGUGUGCAGGAGUGUCUUCUCUUCCUCAUACAAAACAAAUUCAAAACCUGUCAAGCGUAUCAAUUAACACUGUAAACGGAAGUGCUAAUGUUUUAAAUGAACGAAGUAUUAUAUCAGCGGAAAAUGUGUUAUCAACAGCUAAAACUUUGGCUUUGGCAUUGCAACAGGUUGGUUUAACUGCCCCAGCUCCAGAUCCAGUUACCGCUGUCAUUAUAAGUGAUUGGUUAGAGUGUCAUAUACCUCGACAAGAUUCUGACGAACGAUUGCGUAGAUUGCAACGGGAUAAAGAGUCACUAUCUCUUCAAUAUCAAAUGGUAGCUGAUAAAGUAUGUGAACAAGCAGAUAAAAUUUUAGACCUGGAACGUUUAUUGUCUGAAAAAUCCCAACAACUUAGUGCUAAAGACGAACUUUUACAAAGGCAAUUAUGCACACGUUCGGAAUUGGAGACACAAAAACUUGAACUCAUGUCUGCAUUGAGUGAGUUGAAGUUACAUAGGGCGGCCUUAGAAAAAGAAAAUUUGGAAUUAAAAAAUUUGGAAAAUUUAAAUAUUUCUAAAGAACAAGUAAAGCAAUUUAACGCUCCUUUUGGGAGUAUGGGUAACUUGACUCAGUUGAAUUACUCAAACAUGAGUGGACAAUCUCCAAAGACACCUCCAACUUCCUUGAGGCAUCAAAUACAUCCUUUGUAUCACAGCCUACCACGAUCACAAUGUCAUAAGAAUGGAAACAAACCUAAAUUGCCCUUAAAUCCAAAUCACAAUAAUAACAAUAGAUUGUUAAACAAAAAUGGCAGCAUUAGUAAACAACGUAAUGUUGCUUUUGCUUCGAACGAAAAAAUACUUAUUGAGGACAACUCUAUUCAGAUUGAUACUUCAGACUUAAUGUUUAAUAGUUACACAAGUAAUUCAAAUGCUAAUUCAACACCUUCUCCAACUUUGAAGGAGCGGUCAGCUAAAAGUUUAAGGAAUAUUUUUGGUAAAUUAAGACGUAGUAAUAGUGGCAAUUUAGAAUUUCCUGCUCUCGAACAAGCUGAUCCUGAGUUUCGUCGCGGUGAUCGAGCAAGAGCAACUGCUGGUGGCCGUAUAGAAUGGGGUACACAAUCAAUGCAAUUUUCGAUAAAUUCAAAUAAAAAUUGGUCAGAAUGGUCAGAACAAGAAAUCGGUAAUUGGCUGAACGUAAUAGGUUUGGCAUGUUAUGAAGAAGAUUGCAGAAAAUGGUUAAAGAACAAACCUUCUGUUUGUUUUUUUACUGCCUCACCUGUGGACAUUGAAAAAGAAUUAUGCUUAAAAUCUCCUCUACAUCGUAAAAAAAUUGAACUUGCUAUUGAUGAACUUACAUGCAAGGAAACUGAUCCUUUAUCUUUGAAAGCUGCACACUUAGACGUCGGUUGGGUUAUGCGAUGGCUAGAUGAUAUUGGCUUACCACAGUAUAAAGAUUCAUUUUUGCAAGCCAAAAUUGAUGGACGAAUGUUGCAUCAUUUAACAAUGGAGGAUUUGGUACAGUUGCACGUUACUUCAUGUCUUCACAUAUCAUCCCUUAGAAGAGCUAUACAAUGUAUGCGUGAAACUGAAUGGAAUCCUGAUUGUUUAAUUAGGCGAUCAACAAAAAUAACAAAACGAAAUAGUUCGGAGUUAAAUGAAAAUGCAAGUAAUGUUGAGGAACAUGAUACCAGUCUAGAAUUUAUAGCAUUAUGGACAGCACAUCGUGUCAUGGAAUGGUUGCGAGUUGCCGAUUUAUCAGAGUAUGCGCCAAAUCUAAGAGGAGCAGGUGUUCAUGGCGCUUUAAUGUUGUAUGAACCCCGAUUUAAUGCGGAUUUGUUGGCAGACCUAUUGAGUAUACCGCCAAGUAAGACAUUAUUGCGCAGGCAUUUGUUUACCCAUUUUAAAGAUCUUUUAGGUCGAGAUGUUAUACAUGCAAAACGAGAUGCCGAGGCACAAUUGGAUUACCAACCAUUAACAAUUACUGCAAAAAUAAGGCCACCUAAGAAGACUCAAUUUUCUUUAAAACGAAGAAAAUCUACGAAAGGUCUUCAGUGUGGUACAACCGAAAUUAAAUGGACUGACUACGUUUGUCCGAUGAAUACACCAGCAUGUACAUCUAUCGAUACACAUGCCAAUUCGACAACGUCGUCUUCGACAACAUCUACAAAUAAUUCAGAACAAACGCAAUAAAAAUAUGUAUAUUAAAAUGUUUUUACAUAGUGUGUAUAUUUCACAUUACUUAUAAAAAAAGUCAGCUCAAAAUUUAUACAUUUUCAGCAUAUGCUUACAUACUUGUACAUAUGUCUAAAAAAAGCGGUCAGUUUAGUUUAACACGAGCAAACUACAAACUUAAAACAUAAUUUAUAGUUGUAUAAAGUGCAUUUGCGAACGUGUAAAGAAUAUAAUAAUAAAAAUACUACAAUUCUGAGUAUGACCCUUUUGUAAUAUGUAUGCGAACCAUUGCUACCCAGUUUUUUUCAUUUAACUAUUAAUUUCGUUUUCUGUUUUUAAUAUGAAAACAGUAAGAUUAAGUUGUUUAAUAAGAAAUUAUUAUUUUUUUUAGUAUGAAAAACUCUUGACUUUAUUAUCUAUAUAAAUUAGCUUUUAAAAAAUAUAUUUCAACAACCACAACAACCACAUUAAGCAAACCUUAUUUAAAUCAUUAAAUUCAUUAUAUUAACGCAAAAUUGGUAAUCUUAAUACAUUAAUGUGUUCAAAAAUCUUAGCUGAAUUAUUAAUUUUAGUAAAUUUUUGCUCAAGAGAACAAUAAGCCCAAACCAAAUCGAUAGUAUUGCAAAGCAUUACUACAAAAACAAAUGUUAUUAAAAAGUAUAAAGUUUUAUUACGAAUAAUAUAAUUAAUAAAAACAUGUAUACCUUAUCUAUUUAUCUUUAUAUCAAUAUUAUUAAAAAAUACUCAAUAUGUCAAAUGAGUAUGAUUUUUUAAAAAUAAUAUGUAUUUACUAAUUUCCUUGCAUUUUUUAAUAUAUGUAAAUAAGUAACUUUCAGUUUUAAAAUUAGAUCCUAAUGAAAUAAUAAUUUUUAUUAUGAUGCCUUAUAUUAUUAUUUAAUCAACCGAUAAAAUUAUCAUUUUAACAAAUAUACAUAUUAUGCACACUUUA
Molecule: messenger RNA, 3515 nt
Organism: Calliphora vicina (urban bluebottle blowfly)
Lineage: Eukaryota; Metazoa; Arthropoda; Insecta; Diptera; Calliphoridae
Gene: Liprin-beta
Product: Liprin-beta
Exons: 3
Coding region: 311-2584 (757 amino acids)
Biological process (GO): neuromuscular junction development
Cellular component (GO): presynaptic active zone
Molecular function (GO): protein binding
Source: RefSeq, a predicted model, not a curated record